Messenger RNA from Terrapene triunguis (Three-toed box turtle), 4861 nucleotides. RefSeq names its product transducin beta like 1 X-linked receptor 1 (gene TBL1XR1). The record is from RefSeq and is a predicted model, not a curated record. Gene Ontology annotation, biological process: regulation of transcription by RNA polymerase II. The transcript is spliced from 19 exons. NCBI's taxonomy places the organism in Eukaryota, Metazoa, Chordata, Testudines, Emydidae. Bases 635 to 2176 code for a protein of 513 amino acids. Gene Ontology annotation, cellular component: histone deacetylase complex. Gene Ontology annotation, molecular function: protein binding; transcription corepressor activity.
UUUCUAUUUUGUGUCUUUUUUUUUUUUGUUGUUGUUGCUCGGAGCGGGCACCUCCGCUGAGCGGGAGCUUGGAUGUGUCUCUAGCUGGAGAAAGAGGAGGAAACCCAGGGUGCAUUUCUGUUGCCUCCAUUGCCAAGGAAAAGGGGGGAGGGCAAAAGCAGCCACUCAGCCAUCAACUGCAAGAGAGAAGAGAACUGAUAAAAAGAAUGCCAAAGACAUAUGGAGCCAUCACAAAAAUGAAAUUACCGAAAAGAACAAAUACAAAUAUAGCAUAAGAUCACUGCCAUGGAAAACAGAGCAAGUUCUGUCUAGAUUCAGGGCCAGAUCCUCAGCUGGUUUAAAUCUGCACAGCUCCACUGAAAUCGAGAGACUUGCCAACUACUCCAUCCAUAUUGGCCAGGGGUUAAUUUGGAAGCCAUGGCCCUCCACUUUCAAAGAAGCACCAACUAAAAUCAGCAUCAUCUUCCUGUGACUGGAGGCAGCAGACAGGAGAACUUCCCUACAUCAAUGCACUGCCAAUGGUGGUGUAAUACCAAGGGCUGCACUGCUGCCACAUCACAAUUUUGUGAGGUUUCAGAGAGUAGUUCUGGGUUAUAUCCUUUGUCGUGACCUCAUGGUUUAAGUGGGAAUAAAGAUGAGUAUAAGCAGUGAUGAGGUUAACUUCCUGGUAUAUAGAUACUUGCAAGAGUCAGGGUUUUCUCAUUCAGCAUUUACAUUUGGUAUAGAGAGCCAUAUCAGCCAGUCUAAUAUAAAUGGUGCUCUGGUGCCACCAGCUGCUUUGAUUUCUAUCAUCCAGAAAGGUCUGCAGUAUGUAGAGGCUGAAGUCAGUAUUAAUGAGGAUGGUACCUUGUUUGACGGUAGGCCAAUAGAGUCUCUCUCACUGAUAGAUGCAGUAAUGCCUGAUGUGGUACAAACAAGACAACAGGCCUACAGAGAUAAACUUGCACAACAACAGGCAGCAGCUGCCGCUGCUGCAGCUGCAACUAAUCAACAGGGAUCUGCGAAAAAUGGAGAAAAUACUGCAAACGGAGAGGAGAAUGGAGCGCACACUAUAGCAAAUAAUCAUACGGAUAUGAUGGAAGUGGAUGGAGAUGUUGAAAUCCCUCCUAACAAAGCUGUGGUGCUGCGUGGUCAUGAAUCUGAAGUAUUCAUCUGCGCCUGGAACCCCGUUAGCGACCUUCUGGCCUCAGGAUCUGGAGAUUCAACAGCACGGAUAUGGAACCUCAGUGAAAACAGCACCAGUGGCUCCACGCAGCUGGUACUCCGACACUGUAUACGAGAAGGUGGGCAAGAUGUACCAAGCAACAAAGAUGUGACAUCCCUGGAUUGGAAUAGUGAAGGUACACUUCUAGCAACUGGGUCGUAUGAUGGAUUUGCAAGGAUAUGGACUAAAGACGGUAAUCUUGCCAGCACCUUAGGGCAACAUAAAGGACCUAUAUUUGCAUUAAAAUGGAACAAGAAAGGAAACUUCAUUUUAAGUGCCGGAGUGGACAAGACCACAAUUAUUUGGGAUGCCCAUACCGGAGAAGCCAAGCAGCAGUUUCCCUUUCAUUCUGCACCAGCAUUAGAUGUUGACUGGCAGAGUAACAACACAUUUGCUUCUUGCAGCACAGAUAUGUGUAUUCAUGUCUGUAAAUUAGGACAAGAUAGACCCAUCAAAACCUUCCAGGGUCACACAAAUGAAGUAAAUGCAAUCAAAUGGGAUCCGACUGGUAAUCUUCUGGCAUCCUGUUCUGAUGACAUGACUUUAAAGAUCUGGAGUAUGAAACAAGAUAGUUGUGUCCAUGAUUUACAAGCACACAACAAAGAAAUUUAUACUAUCAAAUGGAGUCCUACAGGACCAGGAACAAACAAUCCAAAUGCCAAUCUUAUGUUAGCAAGUGCAUCCUUUGAUUCUACUGUUAGGUUAUGGGAUGUAGACAGAGGAAUUUGCAUCCACACUUUAACGAAACAUCAAGAACCUGUGUACAGUGUAGCUUUCAGCCCUGAUGGCAGGUACCUGGCCAGCGGCUCUUUUGACAAAUGUGUUCACAUCUGGAAUACACAGACGGGUGCUUUAGUUCACAGUUAUCGGGGAACAGGAGGGAUUUUUGAGGUUUGCUGGAAUGCAGCAGGAGACAAAGUUGGAGCAAGUGCUUCAGAUGGUUCAGUUUGUGUAUUAGACCUACGGAAAUAGCGCUACUAGUUGGAAGCCAUGGACCGACUAUGAAUGUGUACAUAGCCAAAAUGACUGUCCCUAACCCAUGUACUGCUAUAGUCCCAAUUGAACCAUGGCCAGUCCAGUACAGCCAAACCUAAAAGAAAUAUAUACAUAUACUGUAUAUAAAAUAAAAUAAAGAUUACACCCUGAAGAGGAUGACAGAGUUUUGUCACAGCUUGUGAAUCCUGUUCACCAAGUGCUGGAAUCUGCUGUGCCCCAAAAUAACAUUUAGAAGUUUCGCGUAUGAAAAACAGAAGAGAGAGAAAUAUACCAUACAAGAGCAGACCAUACAUGUACCAAAUUUGGAAGAUACUAAUGACAGCCUUUAUUUCUCCCUUUUUAAUCCAGAGUCACGAUGGUUUGUGGUUUUGUUUCCCCUCCCCCUUCUCAGUAGUUGAGCAGUUUGCGUGUACAGAGAAAACGGACUUGCAUAAACCUGCAGCGGUAUUUUGUUCUUUGCUUUUAAACAUUGGUUUUUUUGUUUCAUUUUGGUUAAGUUUACGGAUGCAUGAAGUAAGGGAGUGAAUCGGUUCCUUGUUUAUAUUUUUUCACCUUUAAACAGAGUUUCUUUUAAAAUAUAUAUAUUUUAAUGCAUUAUUUCAAGAGGUAGAGUGAACUUGAUAUUUGGUACAUUCUGUGGCUCCGAGAGCACAAUUUUGAGGGGGGAGGGAGGGUGGAAGAUGGGUGACUGGGGGAGAGAAAAAAGAAACUCACCUCUGAGACAUGACGUUUCAUGUCCUGUUAAUCUAUAAAGUACGUCAGCAAUGGGUAUAAUGCUGUGGAUUUUUUCUAAUGACAUGGCUGAAAUGCAGUAGUUUCUUAUUUGGGACAUAAUUCUGCCAAACUUAAGAAUAGAAGGGCGCGCGCGCACACACAAAAAUACAGGGAUGCAAAUAAAUAAAUAAAGAUAUGCAUCUUCUGUUGCUUUGAGACCAUAGCUAAAUUAUGGUUAAAUUGUGCACUAUUGUGAAAAGGAGCAAAAUGUAGUUUUUUGGGGGGGGGGGAGGGUUGGUUGAUUGGUUGGUUUUUUUUGUUUUUUAAAAGAUUAAAAUCUUUUUGGACGAGGGUUCAUGCCACAGCUUCUACAAGAGUUGCCCAUCAUUGUUCGUAGGAGCUCAGAUAUCUAAUGUAACCAAAUUCCAGUAUUAAAAGUAUCUAAUGUAAUUUUUCUUUAUACAAAAAAAAUCUUUGGCAUAUAUUUGAUAACACUGCCGUUAUCAGGCAAAAUGUUUACUACCUUAGAUUUAAAAAAACCUUAAAAACAGAGGACUUGCUUCAAGUUUAUUUUAAUAGCAGUGAUUCAGCUUAUUUAAAAGAUGAAUACUUGCACUAAUUCCCCUGCUGCUCCAGUCCUGCAGUUUGUUGUAUCUUGUGACUACAUUUUUUUCCAAAUAUAAGGUAGAUGUAAGCUGCUAUUUUUUUAAUAAUCACUACUAUAUUGUGUCUUUUACUCUGUUUACAAUAUCAAAUAUUUUUCUUACAGCGACAUAUAUAAGCGGCAAACCUUUUUCUGCUCAUGUGAUUAAAAGUAUAUUGAUAGUGAUUUUAUUUGUAAAUUAUAGCAUGAGGGUCGUGUUUAUGCCUAUAUGGAGUUGAAAGGGUUUUGUCUCGCAUAAGAUUCCAGGCGUAUAAAUCUCUAUAAAAAGAGGUUGUCAAAUCUAUGUCACAAACAUUUUACUUAAGAAAUGGUUUAUAUUAUAAAGCUUUGCAAAGUUAUCAGUUUUAUAACACUAUUUCCAUCACAAAUUAAUUUUGUGGCUUAUGAUCGCUUAACUUUAACUUUCUGUAGUUAAGUAUAAAUUGAUUUAACCCAAAUAAUGCAGCUUUUACAUUUUAACAGAAUUGUUCUUUAGGCAUUGAUUUCUGCUAUUGCCACAGACUAACAUGACUUGAAGCAAGUCUGAGUUUGGCUAAGGUAGGGUGGCAGUUUGCCGGUGGUAAAAAGAAUACAUACAUUCAUAAUAUGUACCUCAGUUAUUAUCAGUGGGGCAGAUAAUACUAUAAUACACCGAAUUUAAAAACAACCAAACAUUCAUAUCCAUAAAGGCAGUCAUCCAUGAUGGUUCUGUGCCAGCUAUUUUUAGGGUUUUGGAACAUAUUACUGUUUAGAACAACUACCCUGUGAGUUACAAUAUGUAGGAAACCUAAUAUGUUGAGUGUCUGGCACUUGAAAUAUUGCUUUUAUUGCUGGAGGUCCAUGAUUGUGGCUGACCUCUGUCAUUAUUAAGAAAAAAUAAAAAAAAAUCUGUGCAAUAAUUUUAAACUGUGCUCCCAGGAAUAGACACAAAUGUUUUGAGUAUAUUUAAGCUGCAUUUUUCCUUUAGCAAUGCAUUUGUCGAUUGCACUGAAUUUAAAUUGAAAGUCAGAGGUGAUUCUUGAUAGUACUUUUGUAUUUUAAUAUGGACAGUUUAUUCAUUUUCAUACAAGUUAUUGGAUGGUUGUUUCAGCGAAUUAAAAAAAAAUGUUGUGGAAUUCUGUGACAUAACUGCAAAACCACAGCCAUGUUUUAUGGUAUUGCCACUUUUCUUUUUCUCAAUCUUCAGCUGUUUUAGUUUUGAGUAAUUCUAGUUGCUUAAGCAUAAUGUCAAGUAUCCAUAAUUAGAAAAUACAGAGCUUCGUUACCACAGGACUGUGGGUUUUCAGAUGUUUGUACACACCCAG